GGGGUCAAAUUUCUUGGUGGGGGGGGCGGGACUGAGUAACGGGAAAACUGAAAAACACCCUCAGAUUCACUGUCAGCAGAUACGACACUUCUCGGCCUUUCAAGCUGCAAAGUAACUCACUUUAACACACGGAACCAGCGGAAAUGACAGGUGACAGUGAAGUGGAGAUUGUUGACACAGCUGACCAUUGUCCUGGAACCCAAAACCAUAAUGCUCCGAGUGAAACAGGAGCACUGGUGGAAGUCACCUUUCAGAAAAACCCCUAUCGAGAACAGAAGUACUUGGAGGCGGAGCCCAAAGCUUUAGGGCUAACACAGAUUAUGCUAAGUCUCUUUUUCGUGAAUAUCAUACUUGUUAAGCACAAAAAUGACUGGGCCUGCCUGUCAAGUACCAUCACUGGUAGCCUUUCUUCAAUUGGAAUAAUAGCUGGUAGUGUGGCAAUAGCUGCACAGACUCUUCACCUUCCUAAAGUUAACUGGCAACAGCUGAAAGCCUGUUUGGGAAUGCAGAUAGUGACAUGUGCAGCAUCAGUGAUCUACAUUCUUAUGAGUUUGAUGAUAGCAGUUGACCUCUGUUUCCCUAACCACUGCUGGGACUAUCACUAUGAAAAUGCAACUUCGCAGCAUGAAUUAUGUGAUAAAUUGAUGGAGGCACAUUCACAUCUGCAAGGACUAGCAAUGCUAUGUCAGGCAGCUCAGGUUGCCAUCUCUGCCACCUUAGCUGCAUUCUGCUGCAAAGUGAUUCAGUGCUGCUCACCCCAGACUAGCGUGCCCAUGAUUGUUGUGAACGCACCCACAGCUCCUCAGUGAAGGCUAUUCAUUUAACAAACCAUCUAGUUCAUAUAUUGAGUUCGUUUAAAUCUAACCCAUACAUAACUGCAAAUAUUUUAUUACACAUUUACACCAUUAAAAGUAUGUACUGAAUGUGUAACAUUAAACAUUAAUGUAACAUUAAAUGUAAUGAAUUUCUUGCCAGUGUUUAAUCAGAUAUUGUGAUAUUAACAUUUUUACUCAUGAAUAACAGCAACUUAAAAAAAAAAAAGUAUUUGUAUGUAAACAUGGCCUAAAUACAGCAACUUGGGUUAUAGGCGAAUGUGGUUUUAAGCAGUACUCCUCUUUCAGACUCACUUCACUAAUUCACUGCGAGCUUGUUUUGUCCAGCAAAAGCGUACUUGUAUAUUCAAUUGUAAACUGCUUAUCUCUAUAAGGAAUGUUAUGUAAAUUCCAAUAAAGGAAAUAUUUUUGCAAUUAUU
Messenger RNA from Colossoma macropomum (tambaqui), 1252 nucleotides. RefSeq lists its product as uncharacterized. The coding region runs from base 144 to 809 and encodes 221 amino acids. The transcript is spliced from 8 exons. Lineage: Eukaryota; Metazoa; Chordata; Actinopteri; Characiformes; Serrasalmidae. The record is from RefSeq and is a predicted model, not a curated record.